Gymnogyps californianus (California condor) is the source of this 5130-nucleotide messenger RNA. RefSeq names its product CKLF like MARVEL transmembrane domain containing 6 (gene CMTM6). Lineage: Eukaryota; Metazoa; Chordata; Aves; Accipitriformes; Cathartidae. Gene Ontology annotation, cellular component: membrane. The record is from RefSeq and is a predicted model, not a curated record. The transcript has 4 exons. The coding region runs from base 1 to 549 and encodes 182 amino acids.
AUGGAGAACGGCGCCGUCUAUAACGAGACCACCGAGCCGCAGGCCAAGCUGCCCCGCCGCCUCUUCGGCUGUACCCUGCGGCACCUGCGCGGAUGGCGGCUGCCGACCAAAGUACUCCAAGCGAUUCUCUCUCUUCUGGCUGUUAUUUGUGAAGAAAUUGUGGAGGAUUGUAUCAGGUGUGGCGGACUUUACUUCUUUGAAUUCACAAGCUGCAGUGCCUUUCUUUUGAGCCUCCUGAUCCUGUGUGUUUAUUGCACUGAUGUAUAUGAAACAUUUGGGGAAGAUAAAGUACAGAAAGUGAAUUCUGGGGCCAUGCUAGCCAUAGGUGUCUCUUUUCUGUUAGCGUCAGUAGUGCUUGCUGCGACCAGCUCUGGGUCUGCUGUUGAAAAAGCUGCAUGUGUGUUUGGAUUUCUUGCAAGUAUUGCAUUUUUAGCUGAAAUUGCUAUAAAGCGUUUUCACAGUUGGAAACAAAACGUCGACAGACGCUCUGAAAAUCCUGGCAACACUCAGAGUGCCACAGAAAAUCAGCCGCUGAAUAAACUAAGCUAACUUUCUGGAAUUAUUUCAUUCUUUUUGAAUGGAGCAAACUAAAAUGAACUUUCAGUGCACUGUAGGUAACAACGUCUGUCUCUUCCUUCUAAUCAAUUUUGUACACGUUGCUCAUCACAUUUUUAUAGAUCCUUAGGUCAAGUAAUGGCAUAUUGAGCAUUAUGUUCUAAGGUAACUGGUCCUGCUUAAUAACUGGUCCUGCCACCUGUCCAGGUGACAUACACUAAAAAAACUUGUGUCUAAAUAGAAUAACUUAAGGACAACAGUGUGCUGAUUUGAUUUUGACACAGGUGACUAAUAAAGAUUAAUUUGUGAUGCAUAAAUUCUGAGCUAUACCCUAAAGAUAUUUUCUGUAUAAAUAGACCAGAUACUUCUCUUUCGAGUUAUAAAUUAGUACAGCAGAAUUCAUUCUUGUACUUACUGGUCAAACUAUGAAUGUAAAAGGGAUACCUAAUUGGAGCCUUACAGAAAUGCUUACCCUUACAUAAGGGGUUUUGUUUUGGUUUUACUAUUCAUAUGUCUCAGUUCUGUCUAUGGAGAUCAGUUUAAUGGAAUAGCGAGUGUAGGGGUUCUAUGGGGAGGGUAAUGUAAUGGUAUAUUGAGGAGACAGUUUUGCACCCCAUGAUCGUCAAAGUUUGGACUUGUAUGCCAGAAUCUUCUUUCAGAUUGUUUUGAAAGCUAUAAAAGUUGCAGGAAGAAACUUGAAAAGCCAGCUGUGAGAGGAAAAAGAUGAAGAAUAAAUAUUUUCACGAAGUAACGCAAAAAGUGGCAAUCUGAACAUCAAUGGGGAAAAACGUUACAGCAAGUUGGUACUAUCCUGGUGAAUAUAACUUGCAAGGUUAAUACCAUAUGCAGCUUGUUUAUGCAUAGUAAAUGGUAAGUUUUGCCAGACCCCACCAUUUUCUUUGUUUAUAAAUACGGCACUAGCUUGAGACUUCUUGCUACUGACUAGCUCAGUUGGUAAACAGGUAAAUAAGCACUUGCACCCUUGAUUUGUCUUAAAAGCCACAGGCUGUAGGACUGCAAGAAACACUACUGAUGCAACACGUAUCAGACAAGUGAUGGACAUAUCAGACCAGAUGUUGAUGGCUGUAAAAGAAAUGAAGUGGUGAAAAGGCGUUUUUCAGGUGUCUGAGGUAGAAGCAAGGCUGCUAGACCUCACUUAAGAGGAGAGCCUUCAAAAGCAGAGCAAAUUGCUGUAAGCCAGGAGAUGUUCCAAAAUACCAAAGCAAAUGAGAAAAAGCUGAUUAUGCAAAAACAGUUCUUGUUUGAGUGCUCAUGACAUUUGCCGUGUCUUCCAGGCAUUAACUCCAUUUCAUCAAUACCCUAGUCUGACAAAUUUAUAGUCCUGUAACCUGUUGUGGCAGCAUUGAGACUAAGCCCUCCAGAAAUUGGCUGAGCAAGCUGUAUUUGGAAAAGGAUGAGGAAGCUGUUGUAAGACAAAGGACUGUAAAAGGUCAAAGUAUUUUUCCAGUGCUGUCACUUUCUGAUCAAUGUUAGUUUGUGAUGUUCUCCCUCUAAGCUCUGAGACUUAAGCCUAACACUACACUUUGCUUGGAGGAUGUAAAAUUUUCACAGGUGGUGUGAAGCAUCAAGUUUUAAGCUGUAGCUUGGUUUCGGACCCAUGCGUAAAAGACACUUUCCUUCAUAGAAUUUCCCGCUUUGUGAAGAAGAAGUGCUCUUUGGACUGGCUUUUUUUUUUUCUUGUAUUUAUUAGUGUCCAUUUGCACUAAAACCUGAUCUCAGUCUAGGUGUACAGGGCUUGCUGUAGCUGUCUCUGAAAACUGGGUAGAUUAGAGAUGUUUUGUUUACAAGCAGUGUUACUGGUGAUACGAAGCUUGCCAUAAUGAGAAAUAUCUCCACUAUGAUUUGCAAUGUCUUACUUCGGGGAUUGUGUCCGUAUCUAUGAUUAACAUUCUAAGGGUUUUUUUUCUUUUUUUUUUUUUAUUGCCCAGAAUUCUACUGAAUUUGUUUUCACAUCAAAAUGUCUAUAGUCUCUAAAUCUUGAUCUAUAAUUAAAAGCUGUAAAUAUAGUGUAAGAGUAACACUGUGCUGCUGAUAUUUAUUAAGCAAUGCAGCACCACGACAGGACUUUUAUCUUGAGGUAACUUUUCCUGUAAUUUUUCUCAGCUUGAAAAUAUGUGACGAGUUCUGGGUUUUGGUUGCUUUUUCUAUAGACUUUUCCCCACCUAAGUGCUUUGUCCAUUCCUGAAUUGGACAUGCUGGUACUGAAAGGGAUCUGUAAACACACCUCUCUGCCUUGGCCUCCCUAUCUGUAUCAUCUGCUGCUGAUACUUCAGAGAGAAACUGAAAUACAGAGCAAGUUAUUUUUAUGAAAAGGUGCCACAAGGAGUUGGUGUCAGAAGAAGUGACGCUGAGAUCUCCUGACUCCCAUGAUCUGACUGUUAGGCUUUUUGAAACAAAUACUGCCAACCUUUGCGGAAUGGUUUGAUGGAUUCUCUUACUACAUACAUGCUGGCAUCCCUGGCAUGUUUUGGGUUGUUAGAGUGAGGGGGUUUUGGCAUGUUGUUCAUUUUCAUUUUAGCUGUUCCAAAUAGGUAGUUUAUACCCAUUCUUUCACCAACGGACUGAUCCAUGUAUAGAUUUGAGGAUCAGAUUCCAUCUCUGCCUGAAAGGGAUGCAAGCGUUGCCAUCAGCUAAUGAAAACGACAAACAGUAGUCUUUGGGAAACUGGUUAGUUGUUUUCCCGUAUGUCACAGGAGCUUACUAAUAGGAAGAGUCCUGCUAUUCUUUACAAUAAUACAUACUGCUCUAGUCCAGAUGCUGUUUAGCUGGCAUUAAUCUGUCACAUAGUAGUUAAAUACUACAGGCAAGUCACGUAGUGGUUAUAGGUUUAAGGCAAUUGCUAAAUUGUUGCUUCCAGACCAGUUGUUGGCUAACAAAGCACUUUCUGCAUGGUGGUACUAUUAAUCCUAGGCUUGUAAGUAUGAAAUGUUCUUUUUGUUCCGUUUUAAAAUAGUUGAGAAGCAGGUUUGCUAGUGUAUAUGCUGUUCUCUGCUUCUGUGAGGUCAUUUCCUUAACUGUUUUAUCAGCUUCCUAAGAUAAAGGGGCAGGUGUGUGUCCCUCCUAGCUCCUCUGCCCUCACAGGCUAGGUGGGGGAGAGACUUCCUUGCUGCAAAGGCUGAGUGGACUGGUCUCCUGCAGUCUUGACAUGCCCGCUUUGAUGCUUCUGGUGUCACAUCCAGGCUUUGAGUGUCUGUCUUUUAAUUAGACUGAUCCCAGAGAAUGUCAUUGGAGCUGGAUUAAACAUCUGGUUUUGUAGGAGCUCUGCGUGUGUGGCUGGAUGUCUCUUACCCCUCCCGUGCUCUGUCAGCAAAGCGGUCUGCUUGUUUCCCAGCCUGCUUCUGAUGAAAUCAGCCUACUUUAUUUAAACCAGCUAUUUAAAUUGCUUACAUUAAGGUGGCUGAUUUUGACUGAAGUGGAUUAGGGAUUUGUUCAGGAGAGUGGUGGGAGCUCUGGCAGAAGUGCUGUUACAAGCAACUGUCUUAAAUUUCUUCUUCUGUUUGCAAAGUAACCAUCUCUGUACAAUCUUAACUGGUAGUAAAACCUGUGGAAAGAAGCAACUGGCCCCGUACAUCUACCUGGGGAUUGUCUUCUCCCUUCUUCACCACGGUGCUUGGCAGCGGUGUUGCGAGCCUGCUCAGACACAUUAAAAGCUUUCGUCUUUUCCAGUUGAGCCCAUCCAAAAAUAUUUAAAGGCUCUGCACCCACUUUCAGGCUUUGUUUACAGUGCCUUGAGAAUCAGUGCAGAGGAUUCUCCAGGACAUGUGAAGACUUGUUAAGUGACUGGACUGUUUCUCCUCUUAAAAUCUGCACAUGCGUUGUGUAGAUUGUGAAUGUUAAUUUUUGUGUGUGGUGUUUAGCCCACAUGAAAAUCACAAUGCUACCAGUGACCUUUGGGUUCUAAAUAUGUGAGGAAAUUGUGCCUUACUGCUUGCACUCGGUGCUUAAAAAUAGCAGGGAAGGCUUGUAGUCUUACAACCGAGUUCUAUGUUUGCACCCUCCAACUUGAAAAAGCAGCGAGCUAUCUCACACAAUUCUGAGCUCUGCACAAGAUGUUUUUGCAUAAUGGCCAUCAUGGUGAUCUUCAUUCAAAUUUGUGCAAUAAAAAUACCAGGCUUUCUACACUGAAGGGAAAGAAAUACUUUGUGAAAUUUUUGAAAGAUUAUAUAAAAGUGUAACGAAUCAAGAUGCUGGUAGUGUCUUUAAGAUGGAAAUUCAUCUUUGUUUUAGUCUAUUGCUGUAAACAUAAGCAGUUCUCUAGAUAUUAAAUUUUAUGCUGUUCAGAACUAUCUAUCACUUUUAAUACCUUUGAGAAUUUAAGGGACUUAAUGAUUAUUAAAUCAGGAUGAUAACAGUGAUUUUAUAUAUAUAAAAUUUCUAUACAGUUUUGUUGCCAGUGUUGCCUUGAAUUUCCAUUUCAAUAAUUUUGAAAUGCUUAAAUAUUUUUUCCAUUCUAAACCUGUGGUCUUUUUUAAUUUAUUAUGCAUUUUUGAUCUUAAGAACUUUCUAAAAUACUUUGUAGUCAUUUUUUAAAUAAAAUAUUAGUGAAUAACUUAA